Aspergillus chevalieri is the source of this 1560-nucleotide messenger RNA. RefSeq names its product snoRNP complex protein NOP56 (gene sik1). Gene Ontology annotation, molecular function: snoRNA binding. The transcript has 3 exons. The record is from RefSeq and is a predicted model, not a curated record. The coding region runs from base 1 to 1560 and encodes 519 amino acids. Gene Ontology annotation, cellular component: box C/D methylation guide snoRNP complex; small-subunit processome. NCBI's taxonomy places the organism in Eukaryota, Fungi, Ascomycota, Eurotiomycetes, Eurotiales, Aspergillaceae.
AUGGCUGACUUCCUUCUGUUCGAGGGCCCUAUGGGUUACUCGCUUUUCAAGGUCGCCUUCCAAGGUGACAGCGUUGGCAAUCGCCUGAAGGAAGUUCAGGAAGGUGUCAAUGAUUUGGCCAAGUUCGGAAAGAUGGUUGACCUGGCUAGUUUUAUGCCUUUCGAAAACAACAAGCAGGCCCUUAGUGAAAUCAACGAUGUUUCGGAAGGUGUUGCCUCUGAGACUCUUGUUUCUUUCCUCGAGUUGAAUCUUCCGAAGCCGAACAAGAACAAGAAGGUUGUUGUGGGUCUUGCUGACAAGGCUCUUGCUGGAAGUAUCAAGUCGGCAUUUUCUUUCGUUGAAUGUGAGACUGGCGACACCAGCGAGGUUGUUCAGGACAUGCUCCGUGGACUCAGAUUGCAUGCCACCAAGCUGCUGAAGCAGCUUCGCGAGGGUGACAUGGACACUGCCCAGCUUGGUCUUGGUCACGCCUAUUCGCGCGCUAAGGUCAAGUUCUCCGUCCAGCGUGAUGACAACCACAUUAUUCAGGCUAUUGCUAUCCUCGACCAAUUGGACAAGGCUGUCAACACAUUCUCGAUGCGUGUCCGUGAAUGGUAUUCGUGGCACUUCCCUGAACUCGUCAAGAUCGUGUCGGACAACCAGCGCUACGCCCAGCUCGCUUUGUUCGUGAAGGACAAGAAGAACUUGACCGAUGAGCACCUGCACGACAUCGCUGCUCUCGUGGAGGAUGAUGAGGGUGUCGCUCAGAGCAUGAUUGACGCCGCCAAGCACAGUAUGGGUCAAGAAAUCUCCGAGUCCGACAUGGAGAACGUAAUUGCUUUCGCCCACCGAGUCGUCAGCCUUUCUCAGUACCGCAAGUCUCUGCACACUUACCUUACCUCCAAGAUGAGCGUCGUCGCACCUAACCUUGCGGCGCUGAUUGGAGAAAUUGUCGGUGCUCGUCUUAUCUCGCACGCUGGUAGCUUGACCAACCUCUCCAAGUACCCUGCGUCGACCGUCCAGAUUCUUGGUGCUGAGAAGGCUCUCUUCAGAGCUUUGAAGACUAAGGGCAACACUCCUAAGUACGGUCUUCUGUACCACUCCUCGUUCAUUGGCAAGGCUGGCCCUAAGAACAAGGGUCGUAUCUCGCGAUUCCUCGCCAACAAGUGCUCCAUCGCCUCGAGAAUCGAUAACUUCUCCGAACAGCCAUCCACCAAGUUUGGUGAAGUCCUCAAGAAGCAGGUUGAGGAGCGCUUGGACUUCUACGCUACCGGUGCUGCACCUACUAAGAAUGAAGUCGCCAUGAAAAACGCCAUGGAUUCCGUUCUUGCGGACAUGGAGGACAUCGACGGUGAUGAGGACAUGGAGGACAUUGCCGACGAGACUCCUAAGAAGGAAGAGAAGAAAGAAAAGAAGGAGAAGAAGGAGAAGAAGGACAAGAAGGAGAAGAAGGAAAAGAAGGGUGAGAAGGAAGAGAAGAAGAAGAAGAGGAAGUCGGACACUGGCGAGGGCGAAUCGGAAAAGAAGAAGCGGAAGCACGACAGCGAAGCCGAGCCCUCCAAGAAGAAGAAGAAAGUCUAA